AUGGCUGAAAAAGAUUUAUAUCAUUUAAGUAAAAUUUUUUAUUAUUUUCGUGAACGAUAUUAUAAUCAAGCAUAUGUAGUAGCAAAUGAAGGUUUAAAACGUUUUGUUAAUGAUGGAAUACUUCAAUUUUAUUCAGCAUUAGCACAACUUAUGGAUGUACGAUUACACGAAUCAAUGCGUGAAUUGGAACAUUUACGUAAUAAACCUGAAUUAACAGUAGCAACUCUUCUAGCAUUAAUACAUGCUCAUAAACAACAUAAAACACCAGAUCGUGAAGCAAUUGCAGAAUGUGAAGUUAAAGUUAAAGAAUUACGUAAACAAGUAGAUGAUACGGCUCUAUUUUAUGCUGCUCAUACAUUAUAUAUUAUUGGUAAAGCUGAUAAAGCAACGGAAUAUAUUGAACGAGCAACUAAACAAAAUCCAACAAAUAUUUUUGCUAUAACUUUAAAAGGUUGGAUAUUAAUUGCUAAUGAUGUUGCUAAAGAAUCGAAACAAUAUUUUGAUGCUGCUUUAAAACUUGAAAGUAAUUUUCCUGAUGCUGCAUUUGGUUAUGCUAAAUAUCGUGAACUACGUUCAAAUUUUUCUCAAGCACUUGAAUAUGUUAAUCGUGUAUUAGCAACAAAAAGUGAUUAUUUACCAGCUGUAUUAGAAAAUAUGAAAUUACAAUUAUGUAUGCAAGAUUGGGAACAAUGUGAAGAUGUUGCUCAAAGAGCAUUUCGAAUUGAUUCAAAUUGUGUUGAAGCACAUAAAUAUCAUUAUCUUUAUUUAUUAUGUAAAGAAGGAAAUUAUACUGAAGCUCAACAAGCUUAUAGUCGACUUUUACAAGCAAUUGAUAUAUCUGAACCAAAAGGUGCUUGGCAAUAUUAUGAAAUUUCUCAAGUUGUUGCAAGAGUGUGUGGACGAAAUCCUCAAAUUCUUCAACAAAGUGAAUUACUUCUUCAACGUGCUCUAGAAAUUGAUUCAACAAAUGCAGAUUAUCUUAUCGAAGGUGGUUAUCAAGCAUUAAUGGCAAAUAAAAUGAAUGAAGCUAUUAAAUUCUAUAAAUCUGCAGCAAGAACACAAGCAGAAAAUAUGGCUGCUGUUUAUGGUAUUAUUCAUUGUCAAAUAUUGGAAGGAAAAUAUGCUGAAGCAAAACAACAAAUUGAAUUUCAACAUGAAGUUCAAAGUGGAAAUGCUGCAGAACUUGCCCAUCUAAGAGCUAUACUAGCUAAACAUGAAAAUGUUCUAACAUCAGAUCAAAUUGUACAAUUAUUUGAUGCAGCUGCUGAACAACAUUUUAAAAAUCUUCGAGGUUUACCAUUAGGUAAAAAAUAUUUACUUUGUUUAAAUCCAGAUUUUAUUCUUGAAGUUGUUCGUGAAUAUAUGAAUAAUACAACUUUAAAACCAAUUGAAUCUGGUCAAACACUUGAUCCAUCUCUUCGAAAAUCUAGUGGUAUUUUAGAACAAUUAACUAAAGCUGUACCAGGUUUACUUGAAGGUCUUUUUCUAUUGGCUAAAGUAAAAUAUUUAUCUGGUGAUACAAAUGAAGCUAAAAAUGUUCUUCGUCGUAUAAUUGAUCAAGAAGCAACAUAUUCUGAAGCAUAUAUUCUUCUAGCACAAGUCCAUACACGUGAAGGUAAUACACAUUUAGCAUAUGAAGCAUUAGAAAAUGGUUUAUCAUAUAAUUUUGAAUUAAAAACUCAUCCAAUAUAUCAUUUAAUACGUGCAAGAAUAUUAAAAAAAGAACAAAAAUAUGAAGAAGCUUGUAAAUUAUUACAAAGUGCACUUAAUUUACCUGGUGUUAAAAAACGUCAACAAACUGAAACAAUAAAAACACCACGAACAAAAUCUGAACAAAUGAUUUCAAGUGUACCUAUAUCAAUGCAAGAUCGUGUUAGUGUUUAUUUAGAAUUAGCUGAAACACAAUUAUUACUUAAUCGUGUACAUGAAGCAAGUAUAUUAUUACAAGAAGCAUCAACAGAAUUUCAAGGUACAAGUGAAGAAUCAAGAAUAUUAUUAACAAAUGUUGAUCUUGCUGUAAAACGUGGUGAUAUUAAUCAAGCUAUUGAAACUUUAAUACAAAUUAAACCUGAUCAAACAUAUUAUGUACAAUCAAGAGAAAAAUUAGCAGAAAUUUAUUUAAAACAUCGAAGAGAUAAAAAAUUAUAUAUUAAAACAUAUAGAGAAGUUGUUGAUAGAAAUCCAACACCACAAGCUUUAGUUAUUUUAGCUGAUGCUUAUAUGAGUAUUAUGGAGCCUGAAAACGCUAUUGAAAUUUAUGAUGCUGCACUUCGUCAAAAUAAUCGUGAUAUAACAUUAAUGAAAAAAAUUGGUGAAGCAUAUAUAAAAACUCAUGCAUAUACUAAAGCAAUUAAAUAUUAUGAAGCUAUUGUUAAAGCAGAACCACAAAGUGAACUAAGAAUUAAUCUUGCUGAUCUUCUAAGUAAAUUAAAUCAACAUGAUCAAGCACAACGAAUUCUUGAUCAAUUACUUAAAGAAGAAGUUCAAAAUACAAAUUUUCAACAUGCACAACAAAUAACAAGAGCAUAUGAAAUAUUUGCAAAUAUGUUUGAACAAUCAAAACAAUUUGAUGAAACAAAAAAAUAUUUAAUUCGAGCUAAAGAAAAUCAAAAAAAAUUACUUAAACGUAUACAACUUGAAGAAGGUGAUAUACAAAAAGAAAAUCAAAAAUUAUAUUGCAACAUUUGUUAUCGUUUGGCAACAAUAUAUUUUGAUGAACAUGACUAUGAAUCAGCUAUUAAAGAUUUAAAAGAAGCAAGUGCAAUUGAUGAUCGAAAUUUAAAAAUUCCAAUGAUGUUAGCUAAAGCUUAUUUAAAUUCAGAACAAUAUGAAUCAUGUGAACAAAUUUGUACAUAUAUGAAUAAAACAUUUCCAAAUGAUAAUUCAGUACAAAUUAUGAUGGCAAAUUAUUUAUUACGUAAAAAUGAAAUAGAAAAAGCUAUUCAACAAUAUAAAGAUAUUAUCGAACGAAAUCCAAAUAAUUUUGAUCCAUUUGUACAAAUGACAAAAUCACUUUAUCGAGCUGGACGUUUGGAUGAAAUAAGUGAUAUUUUAGAAAAAACAGAACAAAAUAAUUUAAGAGCACAUAAUGAUGCUGCUUUUAAUUUUGCUAAAGGUUUAUUAACUUAUUAUUUAUGUAAACCAAAUGAAGCUCUAUUUUGUUUUAAUAAAUGUCGUCGUGAUAAACAAUAUGGUCGUCAAGCUGUUUAUGCUAUGGUUAAGAUUGUUUUAAAUCCUGAAAAUGAAAUAAUCUCAAAUGAAGACGAUUGGAAACGAAAAUUACAAGGUCCUCGAUUCGAUGAAGUUAAAGCUUCUCAAGCAACAGCAUUUAAUUUACUUCAAAGUAUGGGUGAAGCAUCAAAUGAUAUUCGAUAUCGUGUAUUAGAAAAUUGGUGUUUGGGUCAUACAGGUGAAAAACAUAAUCUUGAACAAGCAACAGAAAAUCUUUCACAAAUUCUUAAUGAUCAUAAGGAUAAUGUUGGUGCCUUAUGUGCUAUAAGUGAAUGUUUAAUUGGAUUAAAAAAUAGUCAAAAAGCACGACAAUAUUUAAAAAAAGCAACAAAAUUAGUUUGGAAUAUGGAUGAUGCCGAUGAAAUUGAACAAUGUUGGUUAAUGCUUGCUAUGACAUAUGUUCAAGCAGCAAAAUAUGAUGAAGCACUUGAUUUAUGUAAAAAAGUUUUAAAUGUUAAUAAGUGUUCAACAAGAGCUUUAGAAAUUUUGGGCAUGAUGAAUGAACAAACAGGUUCACAUAAAGAUGCUGCAGAAAAUUAUGAACAAGCAUGGAAAUAUAGUAGAAAAAAUCAACCAUCAAUAGGUUAUAAAUUAGCAUUCAAUUAUCUCAAAUCAAAACGGCUUACAGAUGCUAUUGAUAUUGCACAUUUCAUUCUUCAACGAUAUCCAGAUAAUAUACGUGUUCGAAAAGAUAUCCUUGAAAAAGCACGUUUAAUGCUUAAAUAA
Rotaria sordida is the source of this 3957-nucleotide messenger RNA. Lineage: Eukaryota; Metazoa; Rotifera; Eurotatoria; Philodinida; Philodinidae. The record is from the annotation of a GenBank genome assembly.